CCUGUGCUCUCGGGCCUGGGAAGCGGCCGCCUCCCCUCCGGAUCCCAGGCCGCGGCCUGCCCUUGGGGUCGCUGCUAUUUCUGCCGAGAGGAGAGUAAUUAUAGCUCAGCGCCCAGCUGGCCCGGCUCCCGCCCUGGAGGGGCGGGCGGGUGAGGCCAGGAGGGCCAGCCUGCGGCGGCAGCAGCGCUUCCAGGCCGGAGCCAGGCCGGGGCUGGGCCAGUGCAGCCCGGACACUGGGCGCCCCGCACCCCCUCUCCAGGCGGCAGGAGGGACCGCGCUGGACCCUGCCCCCGGGGGUGCCCCAGAGCCGGGCACCACUGCCCCUCACAGACCCAACAAGGAGCCAGGACCAUGUCACAGUAAAUGAGGACGGCAGCACAAGCCUUGAGCCCCGACUCCCGGCCAGAGGCGCGACAUCAGACCAGAAAGAAUGUGGCGGCCGCUCCAGGCUCCUUGGUGCCCAGGGCGGGGAAGGAGGGUGACAGGAAGUGCCCCCCCUCCAUCCUGAGACGAAGCUCGCCGGAGGGCCGAGGCCGCCGGGCGGAGCCACAGAGGGCCUCGAGGCACGUGCGGUUCCAGGAGCCCUUGGAGGUGGCCGUCCACUACAUCGCCGGCAGGGAGCACGUGCCCGCCACCAAGGCGCCCCGCCGGCCCCGGCCCCGGCCCCGCGGCGGCUCCCUGCUCCUGCGGCUGGGCCUGUGUGCACUGCUGGUGCUGCUGCUGGGCCUGUACUGCGGCCGGACCAAGCCCCUGGCGCUGGCCCUGCAGGACCUGCGGGCCCGGCUGCUCGCCCUCGCCCUGCGCCUGCGGCAGCUGCUCCUCACCGGCUGGCACUGCCUCCUGCAGCUCUAACGCCUGCGCAGCCCGCAGAGGCCCACGGAGGGGGCGGAGCAGCGAAGGUGAGCCUGGGACAAAGGGGGCGGCAGGCGGGGCCCCCAGGGCUGGAGUCAGCACGGCCCCUCCUGGGUCACAGCCCGGGGUCCACUGGGAGCUGUUAGGAAAGGACCCACCACUAAAAUCGGGACCACACCCCAGCCCCGGGCUGGCCCCCUCGCCCCUCCCUCGUCCCUGGAUGGGCUGGGUGUGGCUCCUGGAGGCAGGGACCCUGCCCUGUACCUGGGGUCCCUGGAGAAGGGGAGCGGCCUGUAGCCUCUUAGGGCCUAGGGGCCGGGACCUGGAAACCCUCAGGAGAGGUGGGUCCAUGGUGGGGGUGCAGCAGCCCCUCCCCAAGUCCCUCGCAGGCCCCCACUGAAGCCGCAUGGGGUGGGGGCGCCCAGAUCAGACCCUGCCCUGGGCCCAGCCUGGGCUCCUCCAGGCCCCAGGGGAGCGUGUCCUCCGCUCCCGCCCGGCCAUCGCCGCCUGGGGUGGGGCUGGGGGCGCCACAGGCCAGGACCCCCACAGCCUCAGGCACGUCCCACACCAGCGCGGGGCCCAUGGGGCCCAGGACGUUUGUGGACGGCAGACCGAGGGGAGCCACUCGGUGACAAGCUCCAGGACCCUCGGACCUGCCUGGAGUGGGGAGGCCGGAGCACAGCAGCGCGGCCUGCGGUCAGACACCAGGAGGGACAGGCGGAGCCGCCGGGAAAGCCUGCAGACGGAUGGGGGUCACCCUGAAAGCAUCUGUCCCCACCUCGUACGCGGGGACACUGGCUAUUAGAACGCUCCGUGGCCCUGUCCCCUGCAGCUCACCCAGAGGGGACACGGGGACCCGCCGGCCAUAGAACCCCCGUCAGGGCUCAGGCCGAGGUGGGGACACUGGGAGGCCAGCAGAGAGGGGCCUUGGCCCAGCGGUGACCCCGGCCUGGUCCUUGGGGACCCUCAGCAUCAUAGGCCCCUGACCGCGCACCCGCCCAGCCCCCAGGACGUCACUCGCCUCACUGCCCCCGGAAGAGGAGGGACAGAUUGUGGCCCGUUUUCCAGAUGAGGAACUGAGGCCCGUGGCCUCCCGCUGGGGCCGCACUGCAGGAGGGAGCAGGCCGGUCCUCUCCCCGAGGCCUGGUCACCGCGGCGCCGCAGACGGACCGGCUGGCUCUGCCGGCCACGGACGGUGACCCUGUCGUUAGGACAAAACUGCCCACGGUGGACACGGUCAGCCGGAGACACGGACACCCGUCCAGCUCCCCGGGGAAGCCCGCUGGGCGCAGGGAGGGAGCCGCGGGGAGGGUGCAGCCGGGGCGGGGCGAGGGGAGAGACACUCACACGGCCGAAACCCACCCACACCGGAGGGGCCGGGAUUUGUUUUUAUUGUGACUUUGAGAAAUAAACACAUUUAAGUUGAAGAGCCUUUACUUCCGAGUUUAGCCAGAAGUAGAAUUAAAACACGGAAUCCGUUAUCAAACAGCAGGGAGAAGCGAUGGGUGCCCCCCCCCCCCCGUCGGAGCCCCGGGACCCACCUGCCCUUCCCUGCCCGAGGCGGGGGCACCGCUCCUGUCCAGGCCCCGCUCCGGGCCAGCGCCCCUUCCGGGAGGCGCCGGGUGCAGCCGGCGGAGACGGGACCUGCAGGGAGUGGACGCCGGGCUCUGCGGGCCGAUCGAGGGGCCGCCCAGACCAGCUCCAGGACCCACAGGGCUCCCCGAAGCCUGGGCGGCCCCUUGGGUUCCCCCUUCCCGCCCAGCUGGCCGCUGCCUGGAUAGGGUGCGGGCAGACCCCCCCGCCCUCUGCCGGGGACAGACGCGGGGCCGCAGGGGCGGGGAAGGGCCCCCAUGGCCGCGCACUAGGGCUGCCAGGCUGGGCCGGGGCCAGAGAUCCGCUCGGAGUUCUCAGGUUCUGCCCAAACCCUCUCCCAGUCCCGCUGCUCCGCCUGGAACCCAAGCGGGCUCUGCCCCCGGGACCCUCCUCACCUGGCCCCGCCCUCCCGGGUCCCUCCUCACCUGGCCCCGCCUCCCCGGGACCCUCCUCACCUGGCCCCGCCUCCCC
This is a messenger RNA of Myotis myotis, 2916 nucleotides long. It is a transcript of the gene CUNH14orf180, whose product is annotated as chromosome unknown C14orf180 homolog. NCBI's taxonomy places the organism in Eukaryota, Metazoa, Chordata, Mammalia, Chiroptera, Vespertilionidae. The coding region runs from base 364 to 852 and encodes 162 amino acids. The record is from RefSeq and is a predicted model, not a curated record. The transcript is spliced from 5 exons.